GGUACAGUACCGUUCGAAUACCCCACAUGGUGUAAAUUGCCCCUGAUGACCGACCAAAAGCGGCUCUUGGCUCUUGUACCACUGGAGUAACCAUUUCGGAUGCCAUCAUCAGCAGAAGGACAGAGCUGCUCGGAGUAGAGAGGGUUGAGCUUGAGAGUAAACAAGCACAACAGUGUGUUCAUCAGUCAUUAUUAGGCCAUUCGAUCCUUGUUAUCUAACAGGAAUCGAAUCGAAUCGACCAAGAUCAGAUCAGAUCAGAUUAGUGGAAAGCUGAAUCGAUACCGGAGGCAGAGUUGAUUGAGUGAGCGAUUGCUUGAGUGGUUAUCAGAUCUUUCGCAAGACAACCAUCGUUAUCAAGCAUAGAACUGGUACUGGUAGCAUCAAGACAGGGUCAUUAUCCUUCAGCACCACUUUUUGGCGAAAGACAAGCCAUUGAUAUCAUCAUCUAUCCAUCCAUCUACCGUACACUCUACCUACUACGUACAAUCAUCCACCAUGGCAUCUUCUUCUACCAUCCGGUCCAACUCGGUCACGUCGUCCUUUACGACUACCAAAGUGGCGUGUGUGGACUUGAAAAAGGUACCCGAACCCAUCCAUACGGGGAUUGGGUUUCUGGAUCACAUGAUGGAUCAGCUCAAUUCCCAUGCACAAAUUGGAGUCGGCUUGACCGUCCAUCAUCAUUCCGAUUUGUCCAAUCUAUCGGGGACCAAACACAAAAAGACUAACAACAACAACAACAAUAAUGGGGAUGACCAAAAGAUGGAGGCCAAUAACAGCAACAAUAAUGACAAAGAUUCCUUUGAAAAGAAUCCCAACCGUCUCUCGCAAUCCGAUCAGACUUCUCUAUUGCGACAUGUCGGAUGGACACUCGGAUGUCAAGUGGCACUACUCAACAAGUUUCUCAGUCUAUCCGAUGAUACCACUGCCACCUCGAGAUUCUGUUGUCCUCUCGACGAAGCACUCGUCGAAUGCAUCUUGACCAAACCUGCCAAAACAACUACCACAACAACAACAACCACACAACAAAAGACGGCAGAAGAGGAAGACCCCUCCGAGGGUAGCAGCAACAAACGACGCAAAUUGGAUCACAAAAACAAUACUACUGACAAAAAGGAAACAACCACCACCACCACAACUUCUUCCAAACCCAUUGGUUCCUUGGUCCAGUACCAAUUGGCACCCUUUGGCAAAUACCCAAAAACGACCGGUCGCACGAAGAUUGGCCAUCUCGAAACCGCCGCCAUUAAAGCAUUCUGGGAAGCAUUUGCCAAAUCCUCGGGAUUGCAAAUAUCACUCACCAAACUACGGGGAGACAAUGGCCAUCACAUUGUCGAAUCCACAUUCAAGGCGUUUUCACGCGCCAUGCGCAAUUUGCUCGAUGGGACCAAUACGACCAUGGCAGGAGGCGAAUCCUUUCCGCACAUGUGGGGCAAGUCUUCCAAAAAUCAAAAAGACUCCAUUGCACUCGCACGAGUUGGCUCGAUAUCGCGCGCCACCAAGGAAACCAACAUUGACGUAUCCCUAAAGUUAAAUGGCACGUCCGAAGCGACCAGUAUCCACACGGGCAUUGGCACUCUGGAUGAGUUCUUUACUAUUUUGGCCAAGGAAGCCGAUAUGAGUCUUGUCAUUGAUUGCAAGGGUGAUUUGUGGGUCGACGAUCAUCACACCGCCGAAGAUGUGGCCAUUGCCGUGGGACAGGUACUGACACAAGCAUUGGGUACCAAGGCGGGGUUGAAUCGUAUGUGGUGUGCCAAACAAACGGUGAACAACACUACCAACAAUGAAGAAGAAACCAUUGAAGUCACCAUGGAUCUCUCCAAUCGACCCUGUCUGACGCACAACUUGGCAUUGGGCGAGGUGCAAGAAGAACUCGUGGGUGACUUGUCGGUGGAAAUGUUCGAUCACGUAUUGGAUUCCUUGGUUGUCAAUGGUCGCAUGACGGUCCAUAUUGUACGAACCACUGGCGGUGACGAUGCUGGUAAUAGUAGUCUCAAGGACCGAGCCAUGGCCACGGCAGCAGCAUUUGGAAGAGCACUCAAGUACUGUGCCAUGGUGGACAGUCGCCGUGCCGGGAAAACUGCCAGCAGCAAGGGCACUCUGUCAGUAUGAUAUACCAACAACAACAACAACAACAAC
Molecule: messenger RNA, 2136 nt
Organism: Seminavis robusta
Lineage: Eukaryota; Bacillariophyta; Bacillariophyceae; Naviculales; Naviculaceae
Source: the annotation of a GenBank genome assembly